GGCGUACCAGGGACGACACCCCGAGUGGCCAAGCCCAGCAGAGUUGGUGAGCUGACGUGUGUGUUCAAUGCCGUGCUUCAGUUUUACCGGGACAAAGGAGGAGGCUAACAUUCUCUUGCGCCGCCGUCCCGUAACUCGACAGUGGUGUUUUUCCCUUUAAGGAAAUCACGAAUAUUUGCAUGUAAGGAACUGGACUCGUAAAUAUUCAUCGCCUGACCAACCGCUUCAGCUCUCUGUAGUGAAAGUGUAUAAUGCAGGGCAAAUGGAACCCAAUCCGCCUACCCACUCGAAGAAACUGAGUCGAGGAGGAACAGGCAGUGGGUGGCCGUGUGGAGACGUGUGUUGGAGCUUUAUCGGAGUUGUGUUUGUUGAUGGUGGCGGUAGUGCAGUUGGCUUCACUCUUAUGAAGUGAAGUUUCUAGAGCAUUUGGGAAGUCAUCUCGGUUACUUGCAACAGGAAUAACCAACCCUCUUGCCAGAGUGACUGCCGCAUCUCGGGCAACUGCCACUUGCUGAGACAUCAACAUUAAUCAAACAGAAAUGCCAGCCCCAUCUAAUCUGCGUGGGGCAAUGCCCGCUCCAAAUGAAGUGUCCCCUCCGGAGGAAUAUUUUAGAGGGGUGUCGACGCUAUGUCGCCGUAUGUUGGAUGAUAUGUCAGCUGUUAAGGAGUCCUUUGGUGAUCACUGGAAUCAACUUUCUUAUCAUCAACAGUGUAGGGUCAUCGACCAAGCCAUUGUAGAUGAGGCCACAGUGAGGAGAUAUGAAAGUGGAGGUGCGACAGGACCCGAGUGCGAGUAUUUUCCGAAAUUAAAACUGCCAACGGGUCAGAAGGUGGUGUGUGAUGAAACCCUAACUGCAAGAGGCUUUUCCUGCAGCUGGAGAGACGAGCAUUCAGCACCAUUUUCUUGGCACACCAGAUCUCAGAUGGACUUGACACUUGACACACCACCAGACACUCCUACGCAUCCAAGUACUCCAACUGAAGCCUCAUUCACAACCAUAGAAGGCGAAGGACGGGUAAUCCCAGGAGGCCGUGCCGUCUACUCGGCACGUCCAGUAUCUUUACCAAGACCCCCUCGUUUCCGUUGGCAUUAUGAUCCGCCUGAUGGACUGCCAGAUCCGCCUGAUGGACUGCCAGAUCCUCCCUCUGUUGUUGUGGCAGCUCCUAAAUCUGCAACGCUACCUAGUGAUAUUGGAAGAGCUCCUCAAAAGUCAUCACAAGCCAUGAAAUACAUGCUUAUUAGAGGCAAGGGAGAUGAAAAUGAAAAAGGGGGUUUAAUGGCUAAGAUUCGAGGUGUUGUCUCAGCCCUGACAGCUACAUGUCUACCCCUCCGUGCUGCACCGGGUCCAACAUCUCAUCUGUCCAUCCACAAUGCUUCUGAAGGAGGCAGAGAACCAGAGCUUAGGCCACUAAGGGUACAGACUCAGUCAUCAAAAUGCACAGCUGGUCAGGUAUCUGAUCAAGCCUCUAGUAGAAUGAUUUCAAAACAGUCAAACACAUUAGAACCCCAGAAAGGAUGUCAAGGUCCUUUUGCAACUAUUACAGGAGAUCCUUCACUAUCGGGUUACAUGUGCUCACUUCCCGAUGAUGAAGAUGAUGUACCGUAUACAGUUCAUAAUACAUCACAAUUCCCGCCUUCACAUUGUGGUGAAUUGUCUGCAACAUCUCAUACAUCACCAGCUGAUGUAACACAAACCUCUGAAACUGCAGCAGCAAAUAUGGCAAUGUCUAAUCUUGAAGACAGACACCCAGAUAGCAAUAUAUAUUCUGCUGGUCUCAGUCCCAGUAGUUUCAUGUCUCCAACGGCUAGCCUCCCAACACCAGUGCCUACACCAACAGCAGGAAACCCAAAUAAUCCUGUGGAGAACUUUCCCACCAUGUGCACUUCAACACCUAUUCUUUCUUGUAAAGACCAUCAAAUGGCAGCUCGCCCAAAGUUUCAGCAGCCUGACCUUAUCACAGAUACAUAUGACUCGCAGACAACUGACAUUGGCUGCAGAGUAAGAUCACCAACACUCGAAGAGAAACAAUCUGACGUUGAGGAUAAUGGAGGAUCAUCAACACCAAUCUUAGCUAUGAGAAGCGAGAGUAUCAUACCCAAGACUGGCUUUGACUUCCUGGACAACUGGUAAGCAGAUGGAGAGCAGCGCCCUGGGAGCGAAACUAGGCCUUAUAACUUUGCAGGGAAGGAUGAUAUCCUGCACUGAAACUCUCUAGGUGUCGGAAUGUUAAAUUUUGCUAUUAUUUUCCAUAUUUGGUGAUGUAAAAACACAAUGAUUUUAAUAUAAAUUACAUUUAGAUCUAUGCAGUCUUACAAAAUAUGCCAGUUGAGAAAACCACACCUUAUAUAUAUAUGCCAGGUUUGUCUCUAGAAUAUUUGAUAAAUGAUUUUAUAAAGACAGGAAGUACGUGAUAUAUUGAAUUAUUAUAUCUGUGAAUCCUGUCUUCUUAUAACUGUGACGAAUCUGAAUGUCAUUCUUGGUACUGGAUAUAGUGACAGCAAAAUGCAAAGUCUCAGGAAUAUCAGUAUUUGUUCAAAUAAAUUUGAUGUAUAAUGCCAGAUAAUCUUCAUUGAUGGUAUGAAGGGAAAACAAGGUUUUUACCAAACCCAAAUUAUUCCAUAUAUCAACAUUCAGAUGUAUAUAUAUAUAUAU
Macrobrachium nipponense is the source of this 2654-nucleotide messenger RNA. RefSeq lists its product as uncharacterized. The coding region runs from base 540 to 2132 and encodes 530 amino acids. The transcript is spliced from 5 exons. The record is from RefSeq and is a predicted model, not a curated record. NCBI's taxonomy places the organism in Eukaryota, Metazoa, Arthropoda, Malacostraca, Decapoda, Palaemonidae.